ACCAAUACUUGUUUCUGCUUCGCUAUUCUCAUUCAUUCAUGUGUGGUGAGACUUGACAGCGCGUGUUCUUCCUUCACACACCGACUUAUUUCUGUUCCACAAAAUUAUCAAAUAAUCGCGUUCAUUUUUAGCUUGUGUGUUGAUUGCUAAAUAUGGAGCUUACGUGAUUGACCAAGUUAUUAGUUAUGGAUGAAGAAUUGGUUAAUGAGAGAAUUCAAUUAGAGGCUUCUGAGGAUUCACAGCGCCAGACCAAGGAGGAUGAUGUGUAUUCACCGAAAAUGGAUAGCCGAAAACUUGUAAAAUCGCAACAACCACUGGAAUAUAAUGCUAUUCUACAAGGUAAAAAUGUAGUUCAGGCUGUUAGUGAAGCGGCUACGUCGCAGCAUCCAUAUGCGACCGUUGAGGAACUAACGGUAAAAAGUUAUAAUGGUUCGAGCUUUGAUAUUGGUACAUCAAAUAGUCAGGUGCAAAUGUAUAAUCAACAAAAACAUUGGCAGAAUCUUUAUCAGAUGACAAAUAAUUCUGGAAAUGGAAAUUCAUUAAGUGAUAUUGGGUUGAUAAGUAGUGGCCAGGCUACAUCUAGUGCCUGGGAAGAUAUUGGAUCUACAUCUUUUCCGGAGUUAUUAGCUAGAAAAUCACACAGUGAUGGUCAGAGCAAUGCCAUUGAACACUUGGCAGCUGCUGAGAGUAAAGAGGGUGCAGGUGAUGUUCAUCGAGGAAUGCGGACAAAAGUAUUAUCCAAAUCAGGGUUUGCUGAGUAUUUUAUUAAAAAUUCAUUGAAGAGUAAGGGUGUUGUACAUAAAGGUCCAUCUUCGGAUCGCUUCUAUGUUCAGUCUAAAGAGAAAAAUCAGGAAAAGGCUGGCAGUGGUGCAAAUCAGAAUUGGAUCAAGACUAGCAUUGGCGCAGAUCAGAAUCAGAUGAAGACCAGCACUGGUAUAGAUCAGAAACAAAUGAAGACUGGUAUUGGUGCUCCGUCGAACUCUAGUAAAUCAGUGAAGUAUGAUUCCAAAACUGCAAACUUUCCCUUUCACAGCGAUGCUUCUGUGCCUAAGUCUAGCAUGACUGAAUGUGACGGUGUAACAUUGAGAGAAUGGUUAAAAUCUGGCCAGCGCAAAGAAGGAAAAAUGGAAAGUUUUACUAUAUUUAGAAAGAUAGUGGAUUUGGUGGAUGACUCUCACUCUCGGGGAAUUGCAUUGCAUAACCUUUGUCCAUCUUACAUUAAAUUGUUACCGUCCAAUCAGGUCAUGUACAUUGGGUUACCUACUCAAACACAGAUGGCAGACAGUGUUGUAAAUCCUGAAGUUCUUAAUUUAGAUAAUUCUUUUAUUAGAAAAAGGGUGUCUGAGCAAGUAACAUCUUCCUCUGUUGAUAUGGAGUCAAAGAAACAAAAAAUUGAUGAGAGUUUGAGGGUUACUGGGAGUGACUUGUGUGUUGAGACUGCUAAUCAUCAUAAAGUUCAAAUUCCUACAGUUGGAUCACAAUAUGAGAAAGAUAAACGAUUUUCUCCGUAUAAUUUUGGGAGAAUGUCUAGCAUCCCUUGUGUAUCUAAUACAGGUGAAUUUUCAUCUACAUCUUUAUGUGAAAGAUGGGAAAAUAAGUGGUACGCAAGUCCGGAGGGAGGUUGCACAACAUCAUCAAACAUCUACUGCCUAGGUGUACUCCUUUUUGAGUUACUAGGUCAUUUUGACUCUGAAAAAGCACAUAUUGCAACAAUGUCUGAUCUUCAUCAUAGGAUUCUUCCUCCAGCUUUCCUAUCAGAAAAUCCUAAGGAAGCUGGCUUUUGUCUUUGGCUGCUGCAUCCUGAACCAUCAUCACGUCCAACAACAGGGGAAAUCCUACAAUCCGAAGUGAUUAAUGGAUUACAGGAGCUAUGUAGUGAGGAAUUGUCAUCACGUAUAGACAAAGAAGAUGCUGAGUCAGAAUUAUUAUUGCAUUUCCUCAUCUCAUCGAAAGAGCAGAAGCAGAGCGAUGCCUCCAAAUUGUUUGAACAAUUAAAGUGCUUGGAAUCAGAUAUAGAAGAGGCAGAGAGGAGGCAUAGCUCAAGAAAAUCCUUUGUUUCCUCUGGCCUGCAGAACAAUUACUCUUGUCAGAAAGAGAUUAUGCCUCUUAGAAAGGAACUUUUGAGUGUAGAAAUGCUGCCCACAGUAUCCCCAAUCUCUAAUACAACUGAAAUGAGAUUAAUGAGAAGCAUAGGCCAUCUUGAAAGUGCUUACUUUUCCAUGAGAUCUAAGGUUCAGCUUUCUGAAACAGGUGCCACAGAUCACCCAGAGAAAGAUAUACUAAGAACUCGCGAGAACUGGUGUGGGACACAAAAAGGCGAAGAAAAACAUAAAAGUAAAGAUGCCUUAGGAACCUUCUUUGAUGGUUUGAGCAAAUAUGCACGUUACAACAGGCUUGAAGUGCGGGGUAUACUAAGAAAUGCAGAUUUUAACAAUCCUGCAAAUGUGAUAUGCUCUCUGAGCUUUGAUCGGGAUGAAGAUUACUUUGCUUCUGCUGGGAUAUCUAAGAAAAUAAAAAUCUUUGACUUCAAUACACUUUGCAAUGAUUCUGUCGAUAUCCAUUAUCCUGCAGUUGAGAUGUCAAACAGAUCAAAGCUCAGCUGUGUUUGCUGGAAUAACUAUAUUAAGAAUUAUCUUGCCUCUACAGACUACGACGGUGUAGUGAAGUUAUGGGAUGCUAGUACAGGUCAAGAAUUUUCUCAGUACAGUGAACAUGAAAAGAGGGCUUGGUCUGUUGACUUUUCUCCAGUAUGUCCUACAAAAUUUGCCAGUGGAAGUGAUGAUUGUACUGUCAAGCUGUGGAGCAUCAGUGAGAGAAACUGUUUAGGCACAAUCCGGAAUGUUGCUAAUGUAUGCUGUGUUCAAUUUUCUGCUCAUUCCUCUCAUUUGCUAGCUUUUGGAUCUGCAAAUUAUUCAACUUACUGUUACGAUCUUCGCAAUCUUAGAAGUCCCUGGUGUGUACUGGUUGGCCACCGUAAAGCUGUAAGCUAUGUCAAAUUCUUAGACUCUGAAACACUUGUUUCUGCCUCUACUGAUAAUUCAUUAAAGAUAUGGGAUCUCAAUAAAACCUCUUCGGCUGGUGCAUCUACAAGUGCUCGCAGCCUAACCCUGGCUGGACAUACUAAUGAGAAGAAUUUUGUGGGGUUAUCGGUUGCUGAUGGAUACAUUGCGUGUGGUUCAGAAUCAAAUGAGGUUUACACCUACUAUAAAACGCUUCCCAUGCCAAUUACUUCACACAAGUUUGGAUCUAUUGAUCCCAUUUCUGGUAAAGAGACCGAUGAUGACCAAGGUCAGUUUGUUUCAAGUGUAUGCUGGAGAGGGAAAUCAAACAUGCUUCUUGCGGCCAAUUCAAGUGGAUGUAUAAAAGUGUUGCAGAUGGUUUAAGGAAAGUUUUCCCCUGACGACGGCUCUCCUACAUUUUUGCCCUGGUCACUCGAGCCAAUACCAUCAACUUGCUGGGAUGGUAAGAAACUCUUUUGACAUCUUGAGCUCUGGUUUAAAGUUUGAUACACAGGGGUUCAAUUUCUGCAAUACUUGGAUUGAGAAGUAGAUGCAACUAAAUCCAGACAAUCUUGAAGUCGGAUGCAUCCCAAUGAGCAUAAGCAAGCUCAAACUUUAAACCAGAAUUUCAAAUUGUCAUUAUGUCAUAUUUACCAAAAGCUUGUUAUACAUAAUUUUUCCUGGAAUCAAAUAUGGAAGCAGAUCAAAUAUGGAAAAGAUUGAGACUUCAUAAUUAGAACGGCGUAUCUAAGCUGCUUCUAAGCUCAAGUGUCUCGCAAAAGCGCUUGUCUGAGCCUAUGUAAAUUGCAUUGCAGCCCCUUUCAUUUUUUAAACUCAUAAAGGACUAGCAAUUGCUGUUUUGUAGGAAGAAAUGAUUGUUUAUCAAAUUAUUUAUAUAAAACAGCUUCGCCACCAUAAAAGGAAAGCAUGUAGUUUCAAUUGUAACACCGCCCUCCUUUUCUCUUUCUUGGGGCGCACUCUGCUCUCAAUUUAUGUAUAUAUAAAUGUAACAUACCUUGAUAAUAUUCAUUUUAGGUUGCUAUUUGAAUGCAUGUAAAUGAAGCACGAUUUUUCUAA
Lathyrus oleraceus (garden pea) is the source of this 4076-nucleotide messenger RNA. RefSeq names its product protein SPA1-RELATED 2. Gene Ontology annotation, molecular function: protein binding. The record is from RefSeq and is a predicted model, not a curated record. Bases 186 to 3383 code for a protein of 1065 amino acids. NCBI's taxonomy places the organism in Eukaryota, Viridiplantae, Streptophyta, Magnoliopsida, Fabales, Fabaceae. The transcript has 8 exons. Gene Ontology annotation, biological process: photomorphogenesis.